AUUUACUUUAAAUAAGAAAAUAGAACCAGCACUGUGCUUUGAAGUUAAUGAAUCAUUUAACAAGUCGGGGCACAACGAAACGAAAUGUUAAGAUAUUUAUUGAUCGUGUAUAUCAGACUAAUUUAAGAAACAGGCUUAGUAAAUUCAAUGGGUGUUUUCCGGUUUUCACAUUGAAGUGGAGUGCGAUUACGUUUUAUUACUGUACAGCAGUGGUGUCGAAUCACGAUCCUGGAGGGCUAUUCAACUCCAGGUUUAACAGCAGCUGGGGGUGUUUCCUGAUAACCGUGUGCCAGACACACUAAUUGAAUUCUUGGGGGAGGGUGUAAACAACGCGUUUCCGUGGGGACUGAAAUACGACUCUCUGGAAAUUUUGGCCAACACACAACUUCAGCACAAACACAUUCUGCAAGUGAAAGGCUACAGGACACAGAAAUGAUUGUGUGGUGUUCCGGACACCAGCCUCGCAGCAAUGCAACCAGAAACUGUAUUUUAAGUUACCCAGUGCAGGUACUGCGAAAGUAAGCUACUCGAUCUCCAACGUCACUUCCUGGGACAGAGACGAGUAGUGCAAUUUGAGCGGAUGAGAGGACUGCAGGAGCAGCGUUGCUCUACUUGUAUCUAAAGUAUAGGUCGGCUUUUGUUUAUUAAAGCAUGUAGUCGGUUCAAGUCGGACUUAACGGGAACAGGCCAGCUACUUGAGGAGGUGAAAGAUGAGCACAUGUCGCUGGUGCACCCCUGGUGGCUCUGAUGCCACGGACUUUCUGCGACAGUACGCUUCUGGGUCCCUUUUGUCAAAGGAGGAAAAAGCUGCCAAUGAAGACCUCUGCUUCUGCCUGGAGUGUGUGGUGGAGUAUCACAGAGCCAGAGAGGAGCUACCAUCCCUGCACAAGUGCCUGUGGAAGUUGGAGACUUCCCGACUGCUUGAUCACUUUGGAAAGUCAUUGAAAGAGGAGGUGGGGGAGGAGGAUGAUUUGUUUAUAGUGGAAGAUGACCAAGAGAUCCAAAUCCAUGGAAUCACAGGGCCUGAAUUUGAGAAUAAUCUACGGGUUCCACUGCUGGAGAUAUUGAAGUACCCCUAUUUGUUGGUACACUCCAAAAUCAGUGAGUUAUGUGUAGAGGCUCUUUGUAGGAUGGAAAAGUCCAGUUCCUUCCAGGUCUUUGAUAAACAUUCUGGGAUUUACCUCCUUCUAGUACACCCUGAUGAAACUGUGCGCAAAUGGGCGAUCCGCACUGCCAGGUCCCUGGGUAAGGUGGACCGGGAUGAUUUUUACGACCUUCAGGACGUGUUUUCCUGCAUGUUUAAGGUUAUUGAGCUGGACCUUUUUCUCAACUCCGAUAUAUACAGCUCCAGCGUCAUGGAAGAAGGCAAGCUGAUCCUGCUUCCACCUCACCUCUAUGACUCCACUAACUACAAGGAUUACUGGCUAGGUAUCUGCAUGCUUUUAACAGUAUUGGAUUCUCAGGCUAUGGACUCUUUGCUGCUUGGUCCUGACAAACAGAAUGAUCUCAUGCAUUCAAUUCUCAACACCAUGGAGAAGAGUGCACCAGAUGAGGGUUUAGAUCCUUUUUGGCCGGCAUUGCAGUGUUUUAUGGUGAUUUUGGAUCGGCUCGGCUCUAAAGUUUGGGGCCAACUGAUUGACCCAACUCAGGCAUUUCAGACAAUUAUUGGAAGCUGCAGUUACAACCAAGAGAUUGAAAAUAUGCGCAGAAACACAACUGGACCCAAAAUCAAGGUUGAACCAGACCAAGAUGAAAACAUGGUGACAUGUAGUCAAAUUGUCUAUGACUGUAACACCAAGAAACAAAACAAGGACACUGGUAGCAGAAGUGCCUUAAGUACUGAACAUUGCUCAAUCAUGUAUGAAGAAAUGCAAUCUCUAGUGACUGUGCUUCAGUCUGAUAUGGGGCAGGAAAUGCGCGUGCACAACAGCACUUUCUUAUGGUUUAUCCCAUUUGUACAGUCUGUGAUGGACCUCAAAGACCUUAGCAUUGUCUAUACUGGAGAAAUCAUUCACCACCUAUGUGCGGAAAUCAAGGAUCUUAUAAACGGACGGGUGCAACAGUGUGAUAAAGUAACAGAAUUUUUCAUCCUCAUUCUGGUUUUUGUCAUUGAACUCCACCGUAAUAAGAACUGCAUGAAUCUCUUGUGGUUCAGUUCACAGAAAUGGGUUGAGGUGUUGGUGAAAUGUGCCACACUUUCUAGUUGGACUUCUAGUCAUAGCUGUUCAACAAGAGUGUCUUCAACAACUUCCUCGUCCAUGCAUCCUCAAGUUACCAAUGUGGUUCCUCAAGCCUGUAUUCAGUUGAUACGUAGCCUCCUUAGGGAAGGAUGCCAGCUGAAUCCACAGAGCACCUGCAAGCAGUUUUUGGACAAGCUGAACUUGCAGUUACGCAAGGGUGUCAUGCCAGGAUGGGAUCUCAGUCACCUGGCGAUACAAGAUCUACAAGUUUGUCUGAGACAGCUUGUUAAAUUCAUGAAAGAUAAGAAACCGGCUUUGGAGACCGGCACAGGCAUCAGAGGAGAAAAGGUUGUAAUGAGUGAAGAAACUAGUAGACUAGUAGGAAUAGAAGAAGGAAAAGAGAGCAGAAGUCCUUUUGAAUGCAAGAGCGGACUAUCUCAUCCAGCAUUGUCUACAGGGGAGAAAGAUGGUGGGCCUUUGUGCUUUCAGAGUAACCUUAAUGUGAAGGAGGAAAGGCCUUGGGAUGAUGCAUAUUUUGCUAAGCCUUCUGGUACCAUUGAAGUUCAGGAUCGAGUUGAAGAUUCCAACAGAGAACCUAAAAUAGCACAAAUGCUGCAAAUAAAAAAAGAAAAGGACUUGUGUACUGAUGUGUGUGGAAUGGAUAGUAAUUCGGAUACCUGCUCUGUGAAAAGGGCCUCGGACAUAAAGGGUUCAGAAUCAAAGAUGGAACAAAAUAUUUCAAGUAAGCUUAAACCUGACCUGGGUCGGAUGCAGGAUCUGAAAUCCAGACUCGCAAAGGUGUUUAUACAUCCAUCCCUUAUUAAGAAGGAAAAAAAGGAUGGGUGUCCUGGAUCCAAAAAAAAAAUGUUCGGUCACAAUAUCUCUAAAGAAAAGCGAAUGGGCUUUUCACUAGAAACAACAGAAAAAAAAGAAAUGGAUGCUCCAGAAUGCUUAAAAAGCUUUCCUGUGAAAAUAAAGCAAGAAAAGACAGAAACUAACAAGCAGCUGUCCAUUGUUCGAUGUUUUGACACAGAAAGUGGUAGUGAUAACGAAGAUGAUGUCCCGCUCAUGGUUAUAAAGUCCAAUCUGGAGAAAAAGAGAAUGUUCUCCAAGGAGGUCAACCAAAACCCCUUGACCGAUUCGCAGGUUGAUAGAGAUCUGGGUUUGCUCUCUUUAACUGCCCUUUCAAAAAGUUUCAGUUUCCCUGUCGAUUCAAGUCAGGAAUCUUCAGUACGGCAACUGCCAGACAGAAUAGAAAGGAAAGUGAGGAGUAAUGUGAGAAAUAUCCAGAAAGCAGAGGAAGAGGAUGAUCUAAUUAUAUUGGAAAAUCCAGUAAUUAUAAUUUCUGAUUCGGAGUCUGCAAAGGAAGAUAAUGACCUACAUGUUGGCAAAAAUAAAGUACAGCAAAGUGCAAAGCCUGAGCCUUCUGAUGUCAAAAUUGCAGAGAAAGAUUUGGACAGAGGAAGUUCUCCACCUCUUUACAGUGAGUACGAUUCCCAGUUGUUUGAGUUUGAAACUGAAGACGAAGUGUUUUCUGCUUGGGAUGACUCUCAAAUGGACAAUGCACUGGCAUCUCCAGAAACUGAGCAAGAACGUGUUGAAAGCUCUAAAAAAAGGAAUUCCUCCCUUGAGAAGAGUCCAGAUCUGAAUGAUAUGUACAACGAUUGGGGGUAUGACACAGAUUAUGUCCCAGAUGACGUGAUAGAAAAAGCAGCAGAGCAUGCUGAAAAACAGCUAAUGAGGGAGCAGGAAUCUGUCCGUGUGGAGAACACAUGUGAGAUGAGCACGCCGGUGUUCUAUGGGGUUAAACGCAAGUCUUCAACGGAUAUUUCAUCAGACAUGGGCAGUAAGAGUGGGAGGCAACCUGAUGAAAAUGCCAUGCCAUCCACCUCAACCACUCCCUGCUUAACAUUAGCUCAAAAACUGGCCAAUAAAAGGGAAUCUUGUGGAAACAAAGUAACAUCAAAAAUAAGUAAUUUUUUUACAUCUCCGAAAGCCGCACAAAAUGAAAGAAAAGCAACAACUGCCGCAUCAUCAAGGUCAACUGCUGUGUCCUGCAAGACUACUUCUCCUGCUAUUGUUCCCCCCAGAAAAGUACGUCAGCGGGAAGAGCCCAAGUCUACUGCUGAGAAGCUUGGUCUGAAGAAGAAAGCGCGCAAAGCAUUUGAUCUGUCGCAGAGAUCAUUAGACUGCGUGGCUGAGCUGCGGAACUACGGUCAACAUUUGCAGGUUGAGAAGCAGAAGAGGAGAAGGAAGAGCAAAAAAUGUCAGAACACAAUGCUGAUUUCCCCUCAGAAGCUGGUGGUUAAAGGGAAUAAAAAGCUACUUGCUUCUCAGGACCUUCAGUUCUUCAGACAGAGUAGACCUAAAAAAUCAGAACAGGUCAGAGAGCCUUCAAAAAGCAAUGCAUCUGAGGCGACUAGGCCACCUGAAAGAGAAGGGGCCAACAGAGAUGGCGAUGACUUUUUCCAUUUGACUCGGCCUGACCCAGCUAAUGCAGAAAUCAAUGAUCCAGAGGUGCAGUCAUCUGAAAAACCAGGUGCUGCUGCAGGAAGUCAUACAGUCUAUCUAUCAAAAACCUUCCACCAAAGGGGUCAUGGCUUUCCACAGAUGGAGUGCCAAAAGUCAAUGGUAAUGGAAAGUAAGGAAGAAAUUAAAUCAAAUGAUGUAAAUGAAGAUAGCAAACAUCAUGAUGAUGAUGAUGAUGAUCAGAUGUGUUUGACACAGAUGGAUCCGAUUGACAUGGAGCUAUGCUCACAGUUGGAAUAUGCAAACGACUAUUUUGCAGGGACCCAAAGAGAUACAGUGGACAUGGAAAUUGAUGAGCCAGAAAAUGAAAUGCAUGCAGUUGACUCUCCAAGUGUGGAAAGCUUCAAGAGUGGACAAGCAGAUAACAUCGCAGCAGUUUGUUCUGCGGCAGCAGAAAUUCUGAAAUCCACAUCAUCUAAACCCAAAGAUGAUCACCUAUUCCUUAAGCCAGGAAUGCCCCUGUCUUUAAUAAAAAUCGCUAAACCUUCCACAACUAAAAUAUAUACACCCAGCUCAAGAAGUGCUACCUUGGCACAAGAGCUGGAUAACCCAACAAAAACUCCGAAAGCUGGUUUAAGAAAUAAGGUUUGCCCAAUGUUGCCUCCAAGAAAGCCAAGUGUACCCCCACCUGAAAGUAGACAGCCUGCUCUUCCAAAGCAGCCUGCCUCUAUCGGUUCAUAUAAACAUCCGAGCAGGGAUGUUAGUCGGGUGAAGCGGGCGCCUGUAGAUGUUAGGCCAAUGUCUUCUGUAGUCCAGCAACCUCCCAAGAACAUUUCUUCAAGCCAACAGUAUGACCUGUCUUUCUUGAUCCAGCAAGUUCUGGAAUGGAACCAUGAGAUGUUUGAAAACUUCUCCCAGUUUGGAACCCCAAAUAAUCUGUGUACGUUUCCCUUGAAAGAGGUCCCAGAGAAAUUCAGUUCCUUUGACGAGUACUUUGCCACGUUUUAUCCGUUGCUGAUGGUGAAUACUUUUGAGGAGUUGGUACAGGAGUGGCAGAAGAAUAUGAAAUCUCGAAAGGGGAUUGAGAAGAUGUUGAACCUGAAUGGCAUUGAAUAUCAGAAUAGAGUCAGCUGUGCAAGUUUUUCAGUCCCCCUACAUAAAUCUGAUGUGGACAGGCAGCAGUACCCCAAGGAGGACGACUUGGUCUUUCUGUGGCUACCGCAGCAUGUCCAUGCCUACACGUCCGAGGAGAGAGAAGUGAUGGAACCAGUCGCACACUUUGGCUGUGUCUCUGGAAGUAAUGUUUCUGCAGCAGGCCAAAAUGACUCCAAAGCAAUUCUCUACAUCACCAUUAAAACUCGUGGGAAUGUUUCUGCUGUGCACGACCAGCCAGUGAAGUGCAUGGUGAUUGGAUCUCUGAUCAGCACCUUGCGAGCGUUUAAAGCCCUCUACUCCCUGAGAAACAAUGUGAUGGCCAGAGCAAUCCUUGGACCCCAUGUCUCUUUUUUCAGGCCAGGACAGGAAAAUAAAGUUGCUAAUUUGAGCAUUCUGGAAUACAAUGAUGAACAACAAAAGGCCAUAAACUCUGCAAUAGCCAUGGUCAAGCAGCCUCAAAGGACUCCCAAAAUAUGCCUAAUCCACGGACCACCGGGAACGGGCAAAACAAAAACAAUUGUAGGACUUCUUGAAAGCAUCUUCUCCGAGGAUCAGGAGAAUUCAAUCCCGGUGGAGAACAGGCGUUUAAAGGGCAGGAAGCCCAGGGUUCUUCUUUGUGCACCAUCCAACGCUGCAGUUGACCAUCUUAUGAAGAAGAUUAUUUUGGAUUUUAAGGAGAAAAGCAGGGACCAUAAGAACCCAUUAGGUAACUGUGGGGAUAUUAAUUUGGUACGCCUCGGAAUGGAAAAGGCCAUUUCAAAAGACCUGCUGGGGUUCAGCCUGGAUAAUCAGACUAAAAUCCGAACACAGAGGGGGCAAACUGUACAAGACACAAAUAUUUACAGACGCAAGGAAGAUCUGGAUCAGCAGAUUGACAAUCUGUCACGCCAGUGUGCCAUGCAUCAGAAAGUCCGAGAAAAGUUUCAACAACUGACAGAUGAAAAGUGCAGAUUGCUUAGAGAGAGAGAGCAACUUGGACGACAGCUGAAAGAGACUCGAAGCAGAAAACAAGAAGUCCAAGCCAGAGUCUUGCAGGAUGCCCAUGUUAUCUGCUGCACGCUGAGUACCAGUGGAAGCAUUCUGUUGGAGUCUGCCUUCAGGAGACUGGGGCAUGAUCCGUUCAGUUGUGUCAUAGUGGAUGAGGCAGGGCAGGCCACAGAGAUGGAGACUCUGAUUCCACUGACCUAUCGUUGUCCGGCGUUGGUCCUGGUCGGGGACCCAGAACAGCUGCCGCCCACCGUCAUCUCGCAGAAAGCCAGAGAGAAAAGGUAUGACCAGUCGCUGAUGGCUCGUCUGUGGAAGUGCCUGCACAGAGAAACCAAACAGAACCCAGGGAUUCAGACUCCCAUCAAUUUCCUCAGCACACAGUACAGGAUGCACCCUGAUAUCUGUGAGUUCCCAUCCAAAUACAUCUACAAGAGGGCACUGAAAACCGAUGGCAAUACUGCAGAAAAAAGAUGUGGGACAAGCUGGCCUUUCCAGCCAUACAGGCUCUUCGAUGUUACGGAUGGCUAUGAGACCAAAGCAGGAGAAUCCUUUCACAAUGAUCAGGAGGUGAAGCUUGUGAUGCAGCUGAUUAAACUCAUUGUAGAAAAGCAGAAGGGCCGUGUUGGAGUCAUCACCCACUACAGUGCGCAGAAGCAAAGGAUCAAGGACUGUAUCAACAGAGAAGGCAGUAAACUGUUCCCAUUUGUGGAAGUGGACACUGUGGAUGGUUUUCAGGGCCGUGAAAAAGACUGCAUUAUUGUUUCUUGUGUCAGAGCCAGCAAUACUCAGGGUUCAAUUGGGUUUCUAGGUAAUCGUCAGCGAUUAAAUGUCACAAUUACACGAGCAAAGUGUAGUUUGUUCAUUCUGGGGCAUUUGAAGACGCUGAUGGAUCACAGGGACUGGGGUGCUCUGAUCCAGGAUGCUCACAAAAGAGGUACUAUUAUAAAGACUCGGGAGAAAGACUAUAAAACUGACGCAGUGCAGAUUUUCAAACCCGAGCCUGGGCUGCUACGAAGCUUCUCCUAUCCACCAGUGGAAUCCAGAUUGCCUUCUAAACCUGUAGUAGUGCAGACAAUGGCUACUGCCAGUAAUGACAAGCCUGCUUCUAAGGUCCUGGCACCAACCUUGCCAGCUGCAAACAAUCCUACACAAGUAACAAGGCGGCGAGCUUCAGACACUCAGGGCUCUUUGUUGGCCCAACCCCCUGUUCCAGCAAAGCCUUCUACUUCAGAAAGGCCCAGAGACCCUCGAUUGUCCAGCCGGGCAAAGGAAGAAGCCUCGAAGGAGACGAACCAGCCUUCAAAUAACAAGGCAACUGCCAAAGGCCCCCAGCCUUCUGUAGCAACAACUAGUCAUCCCAGCUCCAGAGUUAGUGGUGCUAAUACCAGUACCAGCAGCUACACAGCUGGAAACACUCCCUCUGCAAGGCUUCCUCCCCCCUCUGCUUAUAAAAAUGACCAGGACUACAGACACCCCUCCAGGAAUGGAGAGGGAAGCAGGUCAGGACCCGAUGACCAUCGGAAAGACACACAGAGUAGCAGUGGCCAACAUAACAGACUCCCUCAGAAAAGACCAUCAAAUGCAAGUUGUACACAUCCGUUGGCAAAGCGCAAAAGUCAGUGACAAUUUAUUUAUUUAUUUAUUUAUUUAUUUUUUUUCUCAAGUCCGUGUUGUGUACAUUGAGAUCUGCCAAUUUCAGUGGGGGGCAAGGAUUACAAACACUUUGGAAGUCUUGAUUUUAGUAAUAAAAAAUAGACUUGGAUGUGCCAUUCUAAUUCCUUAUCGUAUCCUGUAGAUAUCUUUACCUUGACAGCUUCCUGCACAUGCUGUUAAUUACUUUUUUUUAUUUUUUUUUAUUUAAAUAGAACUUGAACUAUAAUUGCGACUGAAUUUUCUUUUGUUUUUAAAAAAUAACCACUUUUUUAAAAUUGUACUACCUCUUCUGUGCACUGACAGCAUUACUGAAAGCUAACUUUGUAUUGAGCACAUCCUGUGUUGACUUUUCUUGUACAUAGCUUUGUCACAUCCCAUUGCUCGACUUGACUAACUUUUUAUAAACUGGAACCUAACUAAUAUUUUACAUGUGUUUUCUGGCCAUUUAGAUAAAGAUGUACAGUCGGUGCUGCUUUCUCGGCACGCCUCGGGAGAAGGGAAAAUAUCCUGAAAAUAAGCAGAUGUCCCAAUUAAAUGAAGCAGUUGAGCUGACCUUUAGUCACACGUCCUGUUUUUAAUUCUUAAUGCAAAGAGUGAAUUCACAUCAGAUCAUGAUUCAAUGUUAAGUACAUCAUUUAAAAUAAGAGUCCAUGAUAUUUUUUUUAUUUAUUUUUUUAUUCCUAAAUACAAUUAAUCGCACCUGCGAUGUUGACACACAAACUUUCUUUGCAACAGCAGCCUGAGAAACCACAGGAGGCUCCUCCUUCAAAAGUUCAACGUGGUUUACACAAGUCGGAGCGUAAUCACGUACUUGCUGCACUGUGCUACGCGACCUGUGUUCAUCAUUUGAAAAUACUGUAUCCCAAUUAAACGAAGUGACGUCCCAAUUAAACAACAUGAAUAGAAUUGGGAAGAACCGUCGCCCAAAUUUGUAUCCAGUUUAAGCAGCAAUCCUGAUUUAGGUGGCAUUGACUACUAAAAAAAACAAAGUAAGAUGGAACUACGUGGGAUGACAAGUAAUUUGUUGAUAACAAAUAUACAGUAAUUUGAUCAAAUUGGAUUAAAAACCCGAGAGCUCCCUUUUCCUCCCCAUAAAACACAUUUAAGUAUUGUGUGUCAAGGGUUGUAUGUAAGCAAGGGUAAUUGUCACCUGUACUUUUUGUAUUAUUGAAGAUUGUAUUUUCCAUGCAUGUAUAUAUUUUGUUUGUUUUGGAUUUUUUUAAUUUUUUUUGGCACUGUUUUCAUAUGUAGCUGUGGUUCCUGCUCUGUUCCUGUAUUCUGUUCCCCUUCCCCUAUACUUUUAUUUUUUUCAUUUUGUUUGUUUUACAUUCACCAGAAACCUGUAAAAAGCUGCUGUGUGUGCUCUACUGCUAAAAGCUAAGGUGUAAAAGGGAAAAUGUAUUGGGUAAAGUAGAUGGGCAGCAGAAAUGCAAAUGCACUGGAAAAAAGAGAGUCUGUCCAUCCUUUUCUGUUUUGGAAUAAAUACAAAUACCUGUGAUUUAGGUACUGUAUGUAAUAUGCUGAAAUUAUACUACUCUUAUUGUAUAGUGUUUUUGCAACAGCUACGUGCCCACAGCUUUGUUUUACCAUGCCCAGUGCUGUGGAACUGAGGCCCAGCCUAGAGUACAGCUGUAUGGAUGGCAGAUAAUCUUCACAAUGUUGCUCUGAAGUGACCAUGUUCAAGCAUCAAUUAAAUUCCUACCAGCGAACCAGGAACUUCACAAAUCUAAUCAAACUGGGCUAAGUUCAGAUCCCAGUCUCAAGAAAGAAGAUCUGGUACUGUUUCGGCAGGGUAAACUUAACAUUGAAGUUUAUUGGCAUGUUAGAAAUGUCUUAUUUUUUUUUUUUUUUUUUAGAAGUGUUGUUUAUUUUGAAAUAUUA
Messenger RNA from Acipenser ruthenus (sterlet), 10325 nucleotides. RefSeq names its product probable helicase senataxin. Gene Ontology annotation, cellular component: nuclear body. The record is from RefSeq and is a predicted model, not a curated record. The coding region runs from base 711 to 8414 and encodes 2567 amino acids. Gene Ontology annotation, molecular function: transcription termination site sequence-specific DNA binding; helicase activity. The transcript has 26 exons. Gene Ontology annotation, biological process: termination of RNA polymerase II transcription. NCBI's taxonomy places the organism in Eukaryota, Metazoa, Chordata, Actinopteri, Acipenseriformes, Acipenseridae.